CACCACAAUCUCUACCAGCCCCAUUAAUAAACCACCGGGCUCUGUUUUAAUAAAAAAAAUCCCCUCCCUCUCCUAUUUACCUCCCGAAUAAAACCGGAGGGAGAGAAAAAAAAAUCUAAAUUAAAGAAAAAAAAAUCAAAAGGGAAAAAAAUUAUAAAAACCAAAAAAAUUUGAAAAAAUGGCAGUAGGUAAAGUUGUGAUAUCUGUGGCAUCACUCCUCCUAGUGGUGGGUGUUGCCAUAGGAGUGAUCACGUAUGUUAAUAAAGGAGGCGGCGCCAACGGCGACAGUAAUGCUCCCAUAAACUCUCAUCAGAAAGCGGUUCAGACAAUUUGUCAGUCAACCACAGACCAAGGUUCGUGCGCAAAAACACUCGAGCCAGUCAAAAGUGAUGAUCCAAGCAAGCUUGUCAAAGCCUUCCUGAUGGCUACUAAAGACGCGAUCACAAAAUCCUCAAACUUCACGGCUUCGACCGAAGGAGGCAUGGGGACUAACAUGAACGCGACGAGCAAAGCCGUUCUGGAUUACUGCAAGAAAGUAUUGACUUACGCUCUUGAGGAUCUUGAGACCAUAGUUGAAGAAAUGGGUGAAGAUCUUCAGCAGAGUGGAACUAAGCUUGACCAGCUUAAACAAUGGUUAACCGGAGUUUUCAACUACCAAACCGAUUGUCUUGAUGAUAUCGAGGAAGUUGAGCUAAAGAAGAUCAUGGGUGAAGGAAUCUCUAACUCCAAGGUUUUGACCAGUAACGCUAUCGAUAUCUUCCAUUCCGUUGUUACCGCGAUGGCCCAAAUGGGUGUCAAAGUCGACGAUAUGAAGAACAUAAGCAUCGGAGCCGGAGCCAGCGGAGCCCCUGCACGUCGCCUUCUUGAAGACACCGACGCUAAGGGACUCCCCAAAUGGUUUUCUGGUAAAGACAGGAAGCUUAUGGCUAAGGCCGGACGUGGCGCUCCAGCUGGCGGUGCAGGUGGUGAUGAUGGUAUCGGUGAAGGCGGUGGUGGCGGCGGUAAGAUCAAGGCUACUCAUGUAGUGGCUAAGGAUGGAAGUGGACAGUUUAAGACCAUUUCUCAGGCGGUUAUGGCUUGCCCGGAUAAAAACCCUGGAAGGUGCAUUAUCCAUAUCAAGGCUGGUAUCUACAAUGAACAAGUCACUAUCCCUAAGAAGAAGAACAACAUUUUCAUGUUCGGUGAUGGUGCUACACAAACCAUCAUUACCUUCAACAGAAGUGUUAAACUUAGCCCAGGAACCACCACUUCACUCAGUGGCACCGUUCAGGUUGAAUCUGAGGGAUUCAUGGCGAAAUGGAUCGGGUUUAAGAACACUGCUGGUCCAUUGGGACACCAAGCGGUCGCACUCCGUGUGAACGGAGACCGUGCGGUCAUAUUCAACUGUAGAUUCGACGGUUACCAAGACACUCUCUACGUCAACAACGGACGUCAGUUCUACAGGAACAUUGUUGUAUCCGGUACAGUGGAUUUCAUCUUCGGAAAAUCCGCCACUGUGAUCCAAAACUCUCUAAUCCUCGUCCGAAAGGGCAGCCCCGGACAAUCCAACUACGUUACAGCUGACGGUAAUGAAAAGGGUGCAGCGAUGAAGAUCGGUAUCGUUCUCCAUAACUGCCGUAUCAUACCAGACAAGGAGCUCGAAGCUGACAAGCUAACCAUCAAAUCGUUCCUAGGAAGGCCGUGGAAGAAAUUUGCCACGACUGUGAUUAUUGGAACUGAGAUUGGUGAUUUGAUUAAACCAGAAGGAUGGACCGAAUGGCAAGGAGAACAAAACCACAAGACUGCUAAAUACAUUGAGUUCAAUAACCGUGGACCGGGAGCUGCCACUACUCAGAGGCCUCCUUGGGUUAAGGUGGCUAAGUCUGCGGCUGAGGUUGAAGCUUACACCGUGGCUAACUGGGUUGGUCCAGCUAAUUGGAUCCAAGAAGCCAACGUGCCCGUCCAGCUAGGAUUGUAAGAAAACAACAACAACAAAAAAAAGUAAAGAAUAAAACAGUAUGUGAUAAUGAUAAGGUAACGAUACGACGUCGUCUCUAGGGAUCAGAGCUCUUUUUUGGGUACUAUAUACAAAGAUAGGGUUCUAGACGUGUUGAGAUGAAGUUUGUAUAAGAUUGCUUUUGUUUCACGUGCAAAUGAGGAAAAAAAAAUGUUUUGUUUCAUUUUUUUUUGUAUUACAAAUAAUUAAAAAAAAUUUAAUCA
Messenger RNA from Arabidopsis lyrata subsp. lyrata, 2199 nucleotides. RefSeq names its product probable pectinesterase/pectinesterase inhibitor VGDH2. The transcript is spliced from 2 exons. The record is from RefSeq and is a predicted model, not a curated record. Gene Ontology annotation, biological process: cell wall modification. Bases 179 to 1957 code for a protein of 592 amino acids. NCBI's taxonomy places the organism in Eukaryota, Viridiplantae, Streptophyta, Magnoliopsida, Brassicales, Brassicaceae. Gene Ontology annotation, molecular function: pectinesterase inhibitor activity; pectinesterase activity.